This is a messenger RNA of Pieris macdunnoughi, 1530 nucleotides long. The record is from the annotation of a GenBank genome assembly. Lineage: Eukaryota; Metazoa; Arthropoda; Insecta; Lepidoptera; Pieridae.
AUGUUGCGACAUACUUUAUUGAGAGAACUACAUCAAAAAUGCAUACAAAAACAUUGGGAUGAAGAGCAGGAAGUGAAAAAGGAAUUGCCAGUCGUGCCAAAAUGUUGCGCGAGCGGGCAAAACUUGAGCGUCACAAUCGAAAAUGGAAAAACAAAAACAGUCUGCGCCCGGUCGAGCCUCACUUUCCAGCCAAUAUUCCACAAAGCUAAUGAAACGCACAUAUGGAGUUACGAUAGCAAUGUGUUUGAAACUAUAGUCGGGAACCCUUGUGCUUAUGAUAGGUACAAACUAGAGCCGGACAAAAUGAGCGAAGAUGAGUUUUAUCUUUUAUUCAAUGGCUCUCUAUUCAUGCCGUUCAGUAAGCCUCCGUUGUUGGGCACAAGGAAUUUUUGUAUGGAGACGUUUUGGAACGAAUCCAAUCCGGCUGGAGUGACGCUUCCACUGGUGUGCUUCUCCGCCCCUAUUGAGGAAGCUGGCACGUCACCCACGCUUAUCGCUUACGCAAUCGGGUUGAUAAUAUCAGUACCGUUUCUUCUGGCAACAGCGGUAGUGUAUAUCUUCAUAACAGAGCUUAGAGACACACAUGGAAAGGCCCUAGCUUGCCAUUCUACGUGUUUAGCAAUAGCAUUUUCGUGUUUAGCGGCAACGCAGCUGGCCGGACAUGCUUUUCCCAACACCGCUUGCUCUAUAAUGGCCUACCUCAUCCAGUUUUCAUUUGUUUCCUGUUUUUUCUGGUUGAAUGUUAUGUGCUUCGACACUUAUUUAAAUGUUAGAAGAUACAUAAACGCAUCAGUAAGUAGAAGGAGUAUGAGACGAAGAUUUGCAUGGUAUUGCGCAUACGCAAUUUUACUACCAAUUCUAUUACUCAUUAUAACAAUAACAAUGGACCUAUCACCGGCCGUACCUAGUACAUACUUAAAACCUAACUUCGGCGUUAAAGGCUGUUGGUUCAAAACGGACCAGGCCGCGUUGCCGUAUUUCUAUGGCCCAGUGGCUGUAAUCCUACUUAGUAAUUUAAUUAUAUUUCUCUUCACUUCCCGAGCUUUCGUGCGGCAUUAUGACAAGCUUAAGGACGUUUCACCCUUAGACCUAACGCACUCAGAGUUCAGUACAUCUGAUGAUUGGGUGCGACUCAACACGGUGCUAGGUCAGCCUGUGGCCGUCACUGAAACUUCACCAACCAGAGAGCCGCGAGUCAACUUCAAUCAGAGGUUAAAGAAAUAUAAGAAAUUAUUUCGCAAGUGCUGCCUGCUAUCCGCCAUCAUGGGUAUAUCCUGGGUGCUGGAGGUGGUAUCUUGGGCAGCGGGUGCUGGUACAUCCGCAGUGUCAGUAUGGUCGGUGUUCGACCUUAUCAAUGCAUUGCAGGGUGUCGUAAUAUUCGCCAUCUUUGUAUUGCAACAACCCGUCCGAUCGUAUGUUAAGCUGUCAAAACUCUACAGCGCGUGUAGAAGAAGAAAAGACGAAUCAGAAAUAUCCGUAGUGAGUGACAGAAACAGUAUGAGUGGUACGGGCCGAAGAGAUUUUGUGUAG